AUGCAUCGGGAAAGUACGGGAACAAACAGUGUGCCUUUAGGGCCACGGAGGCGAUUUGGACAUGAGGAGGCGGAAUCUGAGGAAAAACAGAAUGGUGGCCAAUAUAUGCCACCAUUGCCGUCAGAUUCGUCAGCACCUCUUCCACCGGGGGUUGAUGAGCCGCGGAGGUAUAAGACAGGAGGUUUACGGGUACGGAAACGGAAGAAUCGGUGGGGAACGAGCGGUCCAGAAGGGAAUAAGGCACUUGGGCUAAUUGGUCUGCCGACGGCGAUUACGAGUAAUAUGACGAAUGAGCAGCUUGAAGCGUAUGCCCUUCAUAUGCGGCUUGAAGAAAUAGGGCAGAAGCUGCGUAUUGGGGAUGUGGUGCCGCGUGAUGGGGAGAGAUCGCCAUCGCCGCCGCCUCAGUAUGAUAAUUUCGGCCGUCGGACGAAUACACGUGAAAUUCGGUAUCGAAAACGUCUUGAGGAUGAACGUCAUUGUUUGAUUGACAAAGCAAUGCGUACGAUUCCGGAUUUUAAACCUCCUGUCGAUUACCGACGACCUACAAAGACCCAGGAUAAGAUAUAUGUUCCCGUAAAUGAUUAUCCAGAAAUCAAUUUCAUUGGUCUAUUGAUUGGACCUCGAGGCAACACUUUGAAGAAAAUGGAAGCCGAAUCGGGCGCGAAAAUUGCUAUACGUGGUAAAGGAUCUGUUAAAGAGGGAAAAGGACGUAGCGAUCCCUCUGCUAACAGUAGUCUUGAAGAAGAUUUGCAUUGUCUCGUCAUGGCAGAUACUGAGGACAAAGUCCGUCAUGCUAUUAAGUUAAUUGAAAGUAUUAUCGAAACUGCGGCAUCUGUUCCUGAGGAACAGAAUGAUCUUAAACGACAACAACUGCGUGACCUUGCAAUGCUUAACGGUACACUUCGUGACGACGAAAACCAAGUUUGUCAAAAUUGCGGAAAUGUUGGUCAUCGUCGAUUCGAUUGUCCUGAGCGUCAGAAUUAUACGGCUAAUGUCGUAUGUCGAAUUUGUGGGAAUGCUGGCCACAUGUCUCGUGAUUGUACAAUGAGGAAUGAUCCAGAAGUUCUACGUCAAUUGAAUAACGGGAAUGAUGCUUCCGAACGUGAAUAUGAAAACCUCAUGCAGGAGCUUGGUCAAGGACGUAAUGAAGUAGGGCGAAUCGAGGGUGCUAGUGCAGCACCUUGGGCAAACCUUUCGGGUUCCAGCACUGCCCCGCCUUGGGCCAAAGCGCUUCCAGAUGCGUAUGGGGGUUCUGCACCUCCCCCAUGGGUUCAAUCUGCUCCUUCAAUACCACCGCCACCUGGUGUUUCUCAGGGUCCUCCUGGUGCAUCUUCUUAUAGUGUUCCUGGAACAGCGCCUCCAAGUUUAUCAUUAUAUGGGCCUCCUCCUGGUAUGUCUAAGUACGGUCCACCUGGUGGCAUGUAUACUUCUAUGUCACCUGGGUUAACUACAUCGACAUCUCUACCACCACAACCACCAAAUACUAGUUUUCAUUCUUUACCUCAGUCAACUAGGUCAUAUGGUAUGCCGCCUCCACCUCCGCCUCCCAUUGAUUAUAAUUAUCAUUAA
Messenger RNA from Pneumocystis jirovecii RU7, 1569 nucleotides. RefSeq lists its product as uncharacterized. The coding region runs from base 1 to 1569 and encodes 522 amino acids. NCBI's taxonomy places the organism in Eukaryota, Fungi, Ascomycota, Pneumocystomycetes, Pneumocystales, Pneumocystaceae. The transcript has 7 exons. Gene Ontology annotation, biological process: regulation of mRNA splicing, via spliceosome. The record is from RefSeq and is a predicted model, not a curated record. Gene Ontology annotation, cellular component: nucleus. Gene Ontology annotation, molecular function: mRNA binding; zinc ion binding.